Molecule: messenger RNA, 4373 nt
Organism: Neoarius graeffei (lesser salmon catfish)
Lineage: Eukaryota; Metazoa; Chordata; Actinopteri; Siluriformes; Ariidae
Gene: ripor3
Product: RIPOR family member 3
Exons: 25
Coding region: 16-3213 (1065 amino acids)
Source: RefSeq, a predicted model, not a curated record
UUACACCACAGACACAUGUCUGCUUUUGAUGCAGAGUCACCUGAGGGCCUGAAGAUUACAGGUGUUCACGGGAUGUCAGUGAAGUUGCAAUUUGAUUGUCCAUCAGAAGGUGGCAUGGUGCAGAGGAGUUGCUCCUUCAUUGGAGUCAACACACUUACUGGAAGACACAGGUUGUGUUCUGCUCGUAGUUCUCUGCACACCAAAGGCCUGGCAGGAAGAUCUACAAAAAUCCCCACUUCUACACAGGUGGUUGGCAGUAUUUGGGAACAACAGCCUGAACAGGUGGACAGAGUUUUUCAGGCUUUACAGAAAGGGCUCAAGGAGCAUAUUGAAGGCCAUAAGGCAGAGCUGGAAUUCCUCUCAUCCCAGCAGAGCAGCAGUAUAAGAAAUUCAAGACUGGCAUUUUUCUAUGACUUAGAGAAGGAAAUACGAGCCUUGGAAAGAUACAUACGGCGACUGGAGUUCCAAAUUAGUAAGGUGGAAGGGUUGUAUGAGACCUAUUGUAUCCAGUGGCGGUUAUGUCAAGGAGCUGUUAAUAUGAAGCGAGCAUUUUCACUCUCUCCAUCCUCACGGGCGUCACGAGAGAGUCUACUGAAGCUGAACUGCAAUCACAGACACAGCUUGGAGGAUAUGUCUGCAAUGGAAGGAGAGUUGGAGAUUCUACUGGGAGAGCUGCAAAUAAAAAUGAAAGGUUUGAUAGGCUUUGCUCGUCUCUGCCCAGGGGAUCAAUAUGAGGUGCUAAUUCGGCUGGGACAACAGCGAUGGAGAAUCAGAGGGCGGAUCCAGACUGAUGACAAACAGCUGUGGAAUCAAGAGGAAAUGUUUUUCUUCCCUCAUAUCCAUGAGGGCUUUGAGAUAAAGGUAACAGAGGUGAAGGGUCUGAGCUCCAUCUUAGUUGGAAUCGUGACAUGUAAAUGCACAGACUUCUACACUGCACAUCCACAAAUGAUGGUUGUUGACAUUACAGAACUAGGAACCAUCAAACUCCAACUGGAAGUGGUCUGGAAUCCUUUUGACAGUGGUAUGGUGAAGAAUCUCAUGUCAUCUUCUAGUCGACAGUCAACCCACAGCAGGAAAAGACUGGUGAGCAGCUGGACACCUCCUAACACUCCCACUUUCACAGAGAAAUACUUUUUAUCUAUGCUGCGUCAGUUUCAAGAAGCAGAUGGCUCUUUCUCUACUAGCUCACGUGAAUCCAGGGGUGUGUCUCUGAUUAGCUACCUGUCUGACUCUGCCCAGGCACUCUCUCCACUGGUCUAUGAAAGGGCCAGUUAUCCUCCAAUUUUCCCUGACCUUUCCAUGGACUAUUUGUCAGUGGAUGCUGACCUUUUAAAGACACCCCUUGGAGAGGGUGAUGAAAGUGGUGCAUGGCUUUCAGAGCCUGAAAUCAGCUCUCCUAGUCCAGGGGACAGCAAGCGAGAUGCAAUAUUUCAUUAUCAGUGUUACAGAACUCCUGACAUUCUUCAACAAACUGGUGUGGUGGCUACCAACCAAGUAGUGGAACCAGUGAAGUCCAAAGUAGCUACCAAUGAUCUUGUAGUAGAGGAGGUCUCAGUAGAAGAAAGGAUUGAGGAAAUACCAAAGGUCCUAAAAAUGGGUGUAGGGAAUUCCCAAAGAAGAGCAGUGGCCAUGAAGGUUGGCCUAGUGCAAGCACAGGUUGCUGUUACCUUGCAGGAGAUGAGUUUUGCAAAGGCAGAGUUAAAGCGUCUGAAUCUACAAAUACUACAGCUUGACCAAGUCUUAAAGAGGGACAUCUACAUUCUUCAUACCUCCUCUAGUGAGGCACUAGAUGUAGAGGAAGAGGAAGUGCUGGGCAGUUUUGACUUUCUUUCCAUUGACUUCAACACAGAAGACAGCAACUCGUACAUGAGUAGUAGCAGGCUCAUGGACACUAGGUUUAAAGGGAACAUCGUGACAACCCGAGAGGAGAUGUCAGAAGAUACAGUACUGUUGUCAGAACAGCAACAUACAUGGCACAUGGCAAAAAGAGCAGACACUGAGAACAGAAGUUCACUCAGCACUGGGGAGUACACUCUAGAUCAAGCCUUGGAGAUCCACCUCAAAAUCUGUCUUGCACUACUGAGCGCACUGAGGGUGUCUAAUUUGGAAUGCAUGCAACAGUAUAUUCUGGAAGAUCUAUCACGUCAAACCGAAGUGCUUGAAAAAAUCACGACUUUGAAACAGCGGAAGACUCAUGAUAUCUCAGCAACAGAAUUGUGGUCUGGAGCACCAAAGCUGAGAAAUGUUAUGAUGAUGUGGGACGAGUGCUGUGGAAGCGCCCCAGCAUUUUGCUGCACUGCUGACUCGUUUAUCAGGAUGCUACGCAGGCGUUUCAUUCACAAAGUGAAAGCCAAGUUGCCAGGCCAGGCUGAUACAGUCUUUGCUCAGUUGUUGCAGCAGGUCCAGUCAAGCUCAAUGAUGGUUCCACUAACAGUGUGCACAACAGAUCUAGUGACUUUGUUUCAAUUACAUGUCUACCUCAGCUGUUGGAAGGUCACCAACUUUGAGGAACACAUCUUUCACAUGUCCAGAGAAGAAUUCCACACAGAAUUCUCCUCUUCCAGAAAAAGCCAACCCACUCACUCCGCCUCUUCUUCUCUUUCGGAAAAAGCCAACCCACUCACUCUGCCUCUUCUCCUCUUUCGGAAAAAGCCAACCCACUCGCUCCGCCUCUUCUCCUCUUCUGGAAAAAGUCAAUCCACUCUCUCCACCUCUUCUCCUCUCUUGGAAAAAGUGUAUCUAGUAUCAUGUCUAGAGACCCCAAAGAGGAGGAGGGUUCUCAAGAAGAUGAAUGGACGGAGGAUCUCAGAAUUGCAACCAAUGGGAAAAACUCUCCAGCUACUGGCCAAGUUACUUACAGAUGCUAGUUACAAGGUUGCAGUUUCAGCGACCUCCUGCCUCUGUAGAGCCUCAGGCUAUAAGUCCUUUAGGAUAAAGGCUCUAGUUCACUAUACAUGGCUGUUGAAAGACAAUGACAUUCAAGUGCAGCAGCAGGCUUGUUUAGCAUUGAAAUGCUUAAAGGCCCUUGAAAGUGCUGACCAGGUAGCAGAGUUGUGGCACUCCACAGAUGAAGAGUUAAGGAACACAGCCAGAGAGACCAUUAUUUCAUUUGGGAAAAAAGGCCACAAAGCCUUCCAGAGAAUGGACCAAAUCAGCGCACAGUUACAGGAGGAAAUUUAUAAAAACCUAGAAACAGAAAUCACAAUCUUCUAGUGAUUGUCCAAAUGUGGCUAAUUCUUUUGCAGCUGAUCAGAAGACAUCAAGAGAUAUUUAGGGACUGAAGACAACAAGUGAUCUCAGUGUAAGUGCAUUACAAGUAUUAUUUUGUCCCAUUCUUCCUUCAAACUGGUCUUAAGGUGUGCAACUGUAUGGGAUUGUCAUGUUUUUUGUUUCAAAAUUUGCCUACAUCCUCUAUUAGGGACAGGGGGUUGUUGAAAUAUCCCUGGAAAAGAUGUCAUCUUGAAGGCAGCAUACAAUAUGUUGCUCCAAAAACUAAGUGUACUUUUCUGCAUUAAUGCUGCCAUCACAGCCCUAUACUAUGACAGACCCUGGCUUUUGGACUUGUUGCCGGUAACAGCCUGGAAGAUCCUUUUCGUCUUUGGUCUGGAGUAUAUGGCAGCCGUUUCAUCCUUUGACCUGGGCUACUGAUUCGUAUGACAUUGCAUGUUUCCACUGUGUGAUGGUCCAUCCCAGAUGCUUCUGAGCCCUGAGUAAUCGAAGGCACUUCUGGACACAGUUAACAUGAGGCUUCUUUUUUGCACAGUAAAGUUUCAACUGGCAUUUUUGGAUGUAACUCUGUAUUGUAGUGCUUGACAAAGGUUUGUCAAAGUCAUUCCAAGCCCAUGGCGUUAUAUGAGCUAAAGAUGAAUGUUCUUGAUUCGAUGCUGUUUCAGGGAUCACAGAUCACUGGUGUUCAACUUAGGCUUGUGCCCUUUCCUUCUAUGCACUGAAAUUCCUCCAGAUUCCAUGAAUUGUUUAAUGAUAUUAUGCAGCAUAGAGGGUGAAAUAUCCAAAUCACAUCAUAUCUUUCUUUGAGAAACAUUGUUUUUAAAUAUUUCAAUUAUUUUCUCAUGCAUUUGUUAACAAACUGGAGAGCCUUGGCCCAUCUGUGCCUUUUUCUAGAUACUGAUUUUGUACAAAAUUGUGAUUACAAUCACCUGUUAACAUCACCUCUUUCAAAUCACAUUAUUUAAUUGUUUUAUUUCAUUACUAGCCCUACUUUGCUGCCACUCCAACUUUUGUUGGAAUCUGUUGCAGGCCUGAAAUGCAGGAAUGGAUGUAUACUAACAAAUGAAAUGAAGUUGACCAGACAAAAUGUUUAUCUUGGGUUCAUACUGUCUGCAAUGAAAUACAAGUUAAAGUAAAUUUAGAAA